CCGUAGUUGAAACAGCGCUCGCGCACUGAGACAUCACCGGGGCUGGCCUCGGUUCGGAAGCGGCGGUUCACGUGACCGCGGUGGUGCAGCGCUGAGCGGCGGUGCCGGUGGUCGCGGUUCACUCAUGGGUUCACGGAGCCGAGCGGUGCAGUGAACAACGGCCCCGCGGAGCCGGUGGGAUGGUCCGUGUGACGCGCCGUGUGCGUUAGUGUGUCCGGCUGUCGGUGCCCUCAUGAUGUAGGCCGGUGAUCCUGCUGGAGGACAGAGCGGUGGAAUUCCUACACCUGUAGAGAAAACUCAGCAGGAGAGUGAAAGGCCAAAGACACACAGGGCUGUAAUUCAUGUGCUGCUCAGUGUCUGCUGGGCAAAAUGAGUACAGACAGACCCAAACGCAAUAUCAUCAAGAAGAAAUAUGACAUCAGUGAUGGGAUGCCGUGGUGUGAAGAACGUCUGGUUCGCAAAGUUCUUUUCCUCUCCCUCAGGGAAUUCAGAGACACACACCGUGCCACACAUAAGCACUCACAAGUACACACACGCGCACACAAACACACAUCAAAGAAUACACUUCUACAUGGUCCGCGAACACAGACAUUACCUAACACACACACGCAAAAAACCACACGCACACGACAGAGUGUCCAGGCCUCGCAACAAAGAGUCACACACAGACCUCCUAACACACAUACACAGAGAAACACACACAGUUCACAAAAUAUACACAUUUCAAAACACAUACACCAUCAUGAACUCACCAACCAAGGGCAAAAAACGAACUUGUCUCAGGACUUACACACACCAAAAACUAAAUGUACCUACACACUACAGAACGUUCAGACCAAGUCAAAAAUGUAUGCAGGUAAAAUUACACAUAAUGCGCAGGAUACAGACACACAAGACAACUCACACACGUUGCAGAGGAAUGCUGAAACGACCAGGACUCUACGCUCACAUAAAACACAAAAUACUCUGCUGCUGCCCGUCGCCAAAUACUCAGAAACUGAAAAACACAAGCGCUCAGUGAAAAACAGCUGCACUUCUGGAAACACACGGAUGAUGCUGAGCGGUCCUGUCCCAGCCAGGAGUCUGAGAUCACACACUCCCACGAGACUCAAUGGCUCCGUGGUUAACGGCAUCAGCCGCUGUCAGUCCCUCCUGUCAACUGGUCCCAGUUGGAGCUGGCCCUUACAGACACGCCCUCAACAGCGGCGCCCUGCCAGCAUUUAUCGUGAGAAGGAUGAUGCUGCAGGCAAAAGACCGAGGCUGCAAGCACAGAGGAAGUUCGCCCAAUCCCCCCCAAGCUCGCCAGGACCACCAGCACUGGUGACAUCAGCACAGAGCAACCACAGUCACAACGUGGCCGUAGUCACCUGUCUGACCCGACGACGACCCAAGACUGAGGAUUUCUUGUCUUUUCUCUGUUUGAGAGGUUCAGCAGCACUGCCUAGCAACAUGGCCUUCUUAGCAAGUGGACGAGUGAGGGAGCCAUCUGAAACUCGGCGUCUUACUUCCUGUCUUUCCACCAAUCACAGGACUGCAGCUGAUGGAAAAAAAACGAGUAUAUUUAGUCGAACAGCAGUGCAGAGGGACUCGAGGUCUCUGAGAGGCAGGACUGGAGGCUCUGCAGCAGUCGGCUCUCUCUGUGCUCUUUCUGCUCGAGAACAGAGUAGGAAGGAAAGAGGGGGGAGAGAGGAGGAACAUCGGAGGAGGAGGAGAGAGAGGAUGGAGGAGGACAGGAGAGGGGGGGCUGGGAGACACCUUGUGAGGCCUCGCCAGCUCUCCCUACAGGUCAGGAGGACGAACAAGGUUGCCAUGGUGACUGGAGUUGCUAAAGAAAGAACUUCCUGUGUCAGGCCAGUUCCUCCCUUAAAGCCUAGCGCAGGGGUUGGCAGUAGACGAUCACCCAGGUCCUGCACAAGGUCAAGAAAUACCUGUAAACCAAGAGGCCAUCCCCAAAGCAAACCCCAGGAAACCAGCAACAAACACAUCUCCCGGCAAAGCAACCACCAGCUGCCUCGAAAACACCCCCUUCCUCUCCACCACCGAACAGUCAUUAACUGCCAUAGCAAUCCCAAGACCUUCCAUAGUCUUCAGAACUCAGGAAAAAAAUCUAGUAGGAUCCCAGCUCAAACACCACUGACUAAUGGCUCAGUCAUCACACGUCUAAGUGAGAACUCUGGGGUCCUGAGGUCGUCCAGGAGGAGGAGAGGUCUCCCACCAGACACCAGCCCUGCCCCUCCCAGUCAGGUUCCUUCGGACAAGAACUCAUCAAAGAAGUGCAGAACGGUGCAGAAAAACAAAGGUGAUGUCUCACUGGAGAAUGAUUGCCAUAUUGGUGGGAUGCUAAAGAAGGAGGCCAGCAGUGAUAAAGAUGUCAGAGAGGAGUGUGUGAAACAUGUGGGUAAAAUCGCUUGGAGCAACAAUGAAGAACCUGGACAAGGCAGGUGUGGCCAUGUUGAAGAGAUGAUCCUUAAGAGGGGUGGUGUUAUUGAUGAGGACCUGCAGGACCAGAUGAAUGUUGGAAAAUUUAGUGUGGCAAGCAUCACUGCUCCUGAGCCCUCUCAAGAAAGGCUCAACUUUACCAACAUCAUCUCAGACUUUGACCUUGGCCCUGUCAGCGAGGUCAUAGUCAGACAUAAAAGGCUCCAGAGAAAUCAGUCCACUUCAUCCACAAUAAUUAGGCCAAUCACCAGGACUACUGAUUCUAGGACUGUUGCCAUAGCUGCCACUCCAAGGACUACUCUAACUCAAGCUGCUAUCAACUCAGAGACAUCUCCAUGUGUACACACUGAACCAUCAGGCACGUAUUCUGCCAAGCACAGUGCUAAGGCAACUAACAAAGGUACUAGCAAGGACACUAUCAAGUGUACUUCUCCAACCAGCAGUUACUCUAUCCCUAAUUCCCAAGGUGCUGUAAAAGACUCUUCCAAUAGUACCCCAGAGGACUUGGCUAAUGUCAGUAGCUGUUCUAGCACUUCCAAGGGCUCUACAAAGGGCCUUACCCAGACCAAGUCUACUACCUCAGCUAUGAAGACCAGGACCAGCCCUCGAAUUCUUUUGAAACGAUAACACCUGAGCUACAUCUGAAAACGAGUCAGUGUUUUAUAUAAAGAGAAUCCUCAAUUAGAACAAUAUUUAUUGGAUCAUAAUUGGAUACUGUUAAUAAUAGGUGAUGCAGGGUGAUGGUUAUUGGCUGGUUGGAUAGUGACAUAGUGUCUAUGGCUUGUUCUCGCAUCUGUCUGUGAUAGUGGGAUCAUUUAAAUUCAUUAUAAGUAAAAUCAAUUAUCGUUAGACAGCAUAGAGGGAGACAAGUUGUAUAGUGUGUGUAUAGUGAAAAGACUGAUUUGUGGCGCCUCCCGGCUGUAUCCUACAUAGUAGCGCAGUAUGUUUGUAUUAUAUUCAGAAGGAAAGGGCACUGGCUAAAUGAACGCACGUACAUACGUACAGUCAGUCUGCUGAACAGUUUUCAGUAGCAGUUAUUCUUAUUUGCCUUUGCCCUGGUGGUUUCGGUGUGGUCGUUGGGAACCCACUGCCGCUUAUUGUAAACAGGAAUCAUCUGUUCAAGGGUGUCUGGACUGAUAACAUCUUAAGAGUUCCUCACCAUAAAUACUCAGAAGGAGCAGGAGGUUCAACUUUUUUUGUCUGUCAAAGUACAAGUCAAUUGCUUAUACGAUCAAUGAGACAGGUUUACUGGCAGUAUUCAUUUUCCUGUUUAUUGAAAGAUCCCUUCCCAAAUCAAUAUUAGUGGAAGUGAUGGACGACAGAACUUAGUCUGAGACUGCUGAAACCUCAUGUCAUAUCCAUAUAAACUUUAGAAUGUAUUCUUGUGUAAAGUGAGGAGGAUGGAUGUUGUUCCAUUCAUAGUCAUUAAAGUUUCUUGUAAUAGCCAUUUUGAACAGGAGAAAUGAUUACAGCGAGAAACCCUGUUUUAACAUCCAUAUGGGCAUCCAAGUCACCAGCUCAACUGUCUUCACCAGCCUAAAGCUGCUUUCAGACAUACACUGAACUCUGGAGAUCCCUCGGACAUUCUCUGGAGGGGCUGCAUAUGUGAACACAAAUGUCCAAGGGAGAGCCUCUGGACUUUCUGUGGAGUUUCCUUACCCAGCUCCCUUGUAAAAAGUCUGCAGAUAGUCCGAAGUAGACGAUGUCAGAACACAGCAGGAGCUCCUCGCAGGAUUCACCGUGACAGACGGAAAAAUGAAAAAAAAACCUUCAACAAAUAUCUCAGGAUGAAAAAGUGGUGCCAUACACGUAGAAGACACUGAAGAUGUCAAGAGAGUUGAGUUUGGUGAUAAGAGCCGACGCUGGUUGUGGAUGUGCUGUGAACAAAAACACAUGAUCUCUGCAGCAGAAUGAUUAAGUGACAUCCUGCCUCUGCCUGCUGCUCCACCCUCACCUGAACACUCCGGAGAUGUGAGCGGAGAAUCUCUUUGGAAACAUUUGGAGAAAGUUCGGACCCAAUCUUCCGGACAUCCUUAAGAGGUAAUGUCUGAAAACUGCUCAUCUAACAUCAGGAAGACUCUUCAGUCCACUGUUCUUCUUGUUGGAAAAAAAUGUUUUGAAGUAGGUCACAUGUGAAAUAUACAGGAACAACUAUGGUGUUGUUUUUACCUGUGUUUUCGAUCUUUUUACGUUUUUAUUGCCCGCUCCGUACCCCCCGACUUGGUGUGUGAGAAACAGCGGUGGCUGCGUACUCACAUGCGGCUUGUUUCUGAGUCGUGUGGUCUGACACUUUUGUAGAUAUAAGAGGACAUUUGUUUUGUGAGGCGGCUGUAGACAGAAACUGUAAAAAGAAACACUUGCGGUUUGACCUUCACUGUUAAUGUGACCAUCAUAUUUGACUGUAUGAACCCCGUAGAUGUUGUGGAUUUUACUGGACUGUCAGAAGGUUUUAGGAUGACAUCAGGUGCUAUCCGGUGCUAUUAACUUGCUCAUUGAUUAUAAUUUUUUUGGGGUAGAUGAGUAGUAGAGUUAUGUGGCUGUAUUGAAUAAAACGAGUCAGCACAUUUAUUAAUUUUGCACAUUUCCACACAGUUAAAAAAAACUGUAUGACUCUAAACGCCACUGUGGGUGACAGCAGUGGACACUGCUGCCUUUGCUUUAUUUUAAACAAACACUUUCCAUGAAAAACAUUGUUGUUCCCACCAUUAAAUAAGUAACUGACAAAUUUAGUAUUUGUAAAUUAGCUAUUUCUACUCCGUCCAUAUGUAUGCUGUGUUUUAUCAGUGUAAAUCAGCAGUUAGUGUGUUAAUUUAACACAUUAAAACUAAGAUAUAAAUAAAGGCAUGAAUCCGUUUGAGAUGCGGAACUUUGAUCAAACAUACACUGUCGUUAUUUCUUAAUGUAAGUAUGGGGUUUGUAGAGGAAGCAGUUGUUACAACUCACUUCAAAAGCUACUUCUUAAAUACUUACAUUUUUAAGUGAAAGCUCUUCCACUUAUGAUACUGUGAAGCAUUGCUUAACACUGACUCAUCAGAGUGCUCUUCCAUAAAGUAUAAAACAGUUUACCACACAGUGACACUGUCAAAUGGUAACACCACAGUUUUUUUGUGAAAGUGCUUCCUUUUUUUUGUUUCAAGUGUUUAAUGCUUCCUGCUAAGUGAAUUCAUCAGUGAUCAUUAGUUCCACAGGUUGUUGCUGCAGACUAAUCACUGGAUGUACACUGUAUGACUCAUUGCUAAAUGGAUCUGCAGUGUACUAUGUGCUGACAUUUGCAUGAACAUGUGCAUAUUAUUCAGCACCUCACACGAUUCAUUCAUCUGUCGCAACGAUUUUCAAUCGCAAAAGCGAGCAAUAUAAAUGUGUUUAUUGCAGCGACUGAUCUCAUGUGGACGGAGACAACUGUCCUCCAAAAUGGGUCCUCGAAUAAAUCAAUUCAUGCCUUGUUUCCAUUAAUUCAUGUGUCAUGUAUCCCAUGCUAGUUACCGGUAAAACAACUUUAAAGUGUUAUUGAAGUUUAUGAGCAAACUUGUUCAGCCCCAAGUGAACAUGAAAACGUCUGUGCAGAGAAAGUGUAAGGAAAGUGUCUGUAAAAAGUCUGUAAAUGUGAAUGAUAUGAAUGAGAAUUUUAGAUAAAAUUUC
This is a messenger RNA of Paralichthys olivaceus (Japanese flounder), 6078 nucleotides long. RefSeq lists its product as uncharacterized. NCBI's taxonomy places the organism in Eukaryota, Metazoa, Chordata, Actinopteri, Pleuronectiformes, Paralichthyidae. The record is from RefSeq and is a predicted model, not a curated record.